Oryctolagus cuniculus (rabbit) is the source of this 17611-nucleotide messenger RNA. The record is from RefSeq and is a predicted model, not a curated record. NCBI's taxonomy places the organism in Eukaryota, Metazoa, Chordata, Mammalia, Lagomorpha, Leporidae.
AAGAUUCAUUUUCAAUUCUCUUUAUAUACAGAAGAUCAGUUUAGCAUACAUUAAGUAAAGAUUUCAACAGUUUGCACCCACAUAGAAGCACGAAGUGAAAAAUACUGUUUGAGUACUAGUUAUAGCAUUAAAUCUCAAUGUACAGCACACUAAGGACAGAGAUCCUACAUGAGGAGUAAGUGACUCCUGUUGUUGACUUAACAAUUUGACACUCUUGUUUAUAGCAUCAGUAAUCACCCUAGGCUCUUGUCAGGAGUUGCCAAGGCUAUGGAAGCUUUUGAGUUCGCGGACAUUGAUCUUAUUUAGACAAGGUUGUAGUCAGAGUGGAAGUUCUCUCCUCCUUUCAGAGAAAGGUACCUCCUUCUUUGAUGACCUGUUCUUUCCACUGGGAUCUCACUCGUGGAGAUCUUUCAUUUAGGUAUUUUUUUUUUUUCCCCAGAGUGUCUUGGCUUUCCAUGCCUGAAAUACUCUCUUGUUUUUAAGGUUUAUUAAAAGUAAAACAUUUAAAUGACAUGAAGCUAUGUCAGGGAUUAGUGAAUGAGUAAAUUACAAAAUUAAGUGUAAUCUGACUGAUGAUUCCUAGGUGAAUCUUUCAAUUACUUGUUUUAUUAUUUUUCUAAAUAAAAAUAAGAGCACAGGGAAAAGGAUUAUUGUUAUUUUGAAUAAGCAACUAACCCAGCAUUUCAUCAUGAGUUUCAUUGAUGUUCCAGCAUGUGAAUGGAAAUCAAGUCAGUGCUGUUGAAUUUCUUUUAAUAUAAGAAUGAAAUUAAUCUAGAAACAGAUUUUAUAAGGUAUCCUACUACUGACAUAUUUAUUGUACAUGGUAAAUCUGUAUGUUUUGCUAAAGAACAUAAUUAGUUCCAGGAUUUCUUUGUGAAAGUGACCCAUAUCGUUUUUUGAUAAUUAAUCCUACUCUAACAACUGGAUACGGAAAUAUCUUAUUACUGCAUUUCCCAUCCACUUUUAUUAGUUAAAUGGGUACUAUAGGUGUGUGAUAUGCUAAGCCCUUCAGUUUGUCUCAGGUGACAGAUUAGCCUGCCAGUCCCCUGGUAUACAAAGGGUCACUAGUUUAUGACCCCUUUUAAUUAGCACUUUCUGGGACCGACAUUUCGGCAUAGUGUAUAAAGCCGCCAUCUGCUAUACCCACAUCCUAUAUGGCUGCUGGUUUGAGUUGUGGCUGCUCCACUUCUGAUCCAGCUCUCUGCUAAUAGACCUGGGAGAGCACAGGAAGAUGGCCUAAGUGUUUGGAUCCCUGUAUCCACAUGGGAGACCUGGAAAAAGCUCCUGGCUCCUGGCUUCUGUUUGGCCCAGCCCUGGCUGUGGCGGCCAUUUGGGGAGUGACCCAGUGAAUGGAAGACUUCUCUCUCUCACUGCCCCUGCCUCUGCCUCUCCCUGCCUCUGCCUCUCCCUCUCUGCCUUUCAAAUAAAUAAAUAAAUAAAUCUUUAAAAAAUUUAGCAGUUUCUACUGUCUUGUUAUGAAGCAUUCAACAGCUAACUAGUGCCUCAUAUUUAUAUACAUGUAACGUUAGCAUCCCACUUCUGGUACUGGUUUCUGUGAUUGUUUGGGUAUGACCUAAGCUUCUGUAAUAGACACUGCACCAAAACACUGUGGCCCAGUGAAGAUAGAAGCUUAUUUUUGUCUUAUGUUCUGUUUCUGUUUAAGGCAAACAGGUGGUUCAGGAAGGACAGAUUCUUUGAGUGAUGCUCAUUUCUUUUAUUUGAUCGCUCUUGGAUCUUCUGUUGUGCUGUCAUCCUCUGCAUGGUUGAAGUUGCCUCAGUUCCAGAUGUUUGUGUUCCAGCCUGUGGGAAGCACAUGACACAGAAAUCACACGUGACAAUUCCACUCGUGGUCCAUUGGUUAGAGCUUUAUCUUGACCACUUCUAAACUCAAUAGGAGAUUGGUAGAUAUAGUCUCUCAGUGGACAACCAUGGACCAUGGGAGCAGCUAAAACUGCUACUAGGAAAAAAGGAAAAAUGAGAUUUUGGGCAACACCUGGUAAUCUGCCACAGUUGCUUAACUUCUCUGAAUCUUGGUUUCUUAAUUGCUAAAAUGUGAGAAUAAUUGCAUCUACUUCAGUGUGUUGUCUUGAGGGUUAGGAAAGGUAAUACUGUUUACAGUUUCUGAUACAUAACAUAUAUCAAAUGUUAACUCAGGAGAUAAUUUUUUUCUAAUGAUAAGAGUAACUAUAUCUUUAUUUUUUCAUUUUAGUGUUAAAGAAUUCAUAAUCAGUGUUUAUUUGACUUCAGGAAAAUUAUACUAUUUAAAGCAAUAAAACUUAAACACAUAGAAACUAUAGAUACUAGAGACCCUUAACACCUAGAGUGGCUUUUUUGGUUUGCUUUAAACUAUUUUUAAAUAGUAUUAUUAAUGGUAUUACCUUUCACACUGUUUCUUAGAAUGGUUUUAUGCAGAUAAAAUAUAAGUAGGUUUUGAGGUAAGUAGUCCAUUAGAGUAAAUUUAAUUUCACUUUCAAAAAUCUUAGUUUUUUUCUUUUAAAAUGGGUCAUCGCUAGAAGCAGUUCAUUUAUUUGGCAAGAUAUUCUUAGCAUAUGAUUUGCUGCACAAGAGAAAAUUGUAAAAUGCCUCUGUAAUGUGUGAAGUUAUUUUCUGGCCUUUGGCUCAGGGAAGUAAAUAGAAAGCCUCUAACUAAAAGAUGAAAAAUGAUCAAAUAACACACAAGUAGAGAGAAUUUACGUUUUAAAUGAUCUGGGUUGAAUUGUCAUUGAUAAAGAAACAUUUAACUUCAUGACAAAGCUUUCUUUAAUUUUUUAUAGACAAUUAUUUUUGAACAAAUUAUUUUGUGUUUUGGUUUUGUUACACAUUAAUAUCAACCUAUCAGUUGUUAAGGAUCAUUCAUUUCAUAUUUUGAAAGCAGUUCUUGGUAGACUAAGUUCUUUGUCAAGAAUGAUGAAAAAUGACUAUGUAGAUAUCAAGGCUUUUCAUUAGCUUUGUGAAAUUAUAUGUUUAUAUUUUAAAAUCAGAGUAUAAAUCCAUUGGAAAUGUGUUUAAAGAUGAGGAAGCUGACCUUUAAAUCUCUGUUCAUUAACCCCCUGCUUUCUUUAAUGAGGAUAUAAAAAAUAAAGCAAAAUGAAGAACAUGUUAAAUUUAAAAUCUUUUUUAAAUUUAGCAUCUUGAAAGCAUGUUCAUUUGUUGCAUAAGAAUCCUUCUUUGGUUUGCUAUUUUUUGGGCAAAAUGCUGAGAGAAUAUGGGUACCAUCUGCUUUGUCAUCAACAAUUUUAGAUUAAAUCUGCCAAAUUUAGAUUGAGUUCUCACUGAUUUAACCUGCAGCUUUUGGUACUUGUUUUCUUGAUUUCUGGAACAGCUUCUGGCUUAUUUUGUGGCUGAGCUGAAGAUGCUCUUUAAGUUUAAUGAAACAGGGACUGGGCUACUGCAGCCACCAGCCUUGUGAUCAGUUAUGUUGGAUUUCAUUGUGAACAUAGUGGACAUCACUGGACUAAACAGAGUUUUGAAAAUUACCCAAUGCUUUCUCUGUUUAAUUAGCACAUUAUUAUCUAGGCUCUGUUUAUGUCUGUGAAGAAGGAGUUGGAAUGCUUAUCUCAAAAAAAAAAAAAAAAAAAAACCACAAAAACAGAAAUUACCACUCAGCUUUCAUUAUGUUGUUUACUAGGCUAUACUGCUCAUUAAACUUUUACUUGAUACUCUAUUUUAAAAAUUUUUAUUACUGUCUAUAUAAGUAUGAAAUACUUAAUGAUUCACUUAGAGAUAAUUAUAUUUACUAUCAAACCUCAAGUAUAAGUUAAUAUUGCAAAGAUCUAUAGUAGGAGGCCUGAAGUUGAAGAACAUAUGGAAAAAUUAAGAGAGAAUAAGGAAAAAUAUUAAUGAAUCCUUAAAGUUUUUUCUUUCUCCAGCUUUUUAAAAAAUAUUUAUUUAUUUAUUUAUUUUAAAGAGUUAGAGAGAGGAUGGAGAGAGAGAUCUUCCACCUGCUGGUCUGCUCCCCAAAUGGCUGUAUCCACCCGAGCUGGUCUGAUCUGAAGCCAGGUGCCAGCAGCUUUUUGUAGGUCUCCCGUGUGGGUGCAGGGGCCCAAGCACGUGGGCCAUCUGCUUUCUCAGGCCAUUAGCAGGGAGCUGGAUUGGAAGUGGAGAAGCCGAAACUCAAAUGGGUGCCCAUUUGGGAUGCAGGCAAUGCAGGCUACGGCAUUACCUGCUAUACCAUGGCACCAGCCUCUAUCUAGUCUUUAAUUUUGAAAAAUUGCUAAAUGUUGGAAUAAAAGGAAAACAUAUAUAAUCGUAAUACUUUUCAUCUAGAUCAAUUGUUAAUAUUCUAUAAUAUGUUAUUUUGUAUAUACAUUUUUUCUGAACCUUUUAAAAUAAUUUGUAGAUACUAUUAAACAUUACCCAUAAAUACUUGAAUACUUCCUAAGAAUAAAGACAUUUCCUACCACUCCUAAGAUUAUUAUUAUUUUAUUAAUUUGAAAGGUAGAGUGACAAAAAGGGAGGGAGGAAGGGGGACAGAGAGAGACAGGUAGAGAUCUUCCAUCUGCUGGUUCACCCUGCAAAUGUCUGAACAGCCAGGGCAGGGGUAGGCUAAAGUCAGGAGCUUGUAACUUCAUCCUGAUCUCCUGUAUGGGUGUCAGGGACCUGGGUACCUGGGCUAUGUUUGGCUGUUUUCCCAGAAGCAUUUACAGGGAGCUGUAUGGGAAGCAGGGCAGGUAGGAUUUGAAUUGGUGCUCUGAUAAGAGUUACCAGCUUCUCCAUGUUGUCCCCCCUGAGAUUAUUAUUGUUGCUGAACUUUAACCUAAUUAACCUCAAUUCAAUAAUAUCUCAUGUAUAUUUUAUUUCGAAGUUAUCCCACAACUUUUGUUUAUUUUGACUUAGGAUGCAAUAGCAUUUUACACAUUGCAUUUGACUGUCAUGUGUCUUCUUUUUAAUCUAGAAAAAGUCCCCUGUAUUUUGUUUUGUUUUGUUUUAUGAUGACUAAUUUGGAGAGUUUAGGCCAGUUGAGGCAUGUUCUGUAUUCUGGCUUUGUCUGCCUGCUUCUCAAGUUUUAGGUUGGGGUAAGCAUUUUUGGCAAGAAGACAUCUGAGGUGAUGGCCACUUACUCCAUCUCAUUGGGAAGCAUGUGAUGUCUGAGCAGCCUGGUGUGGGUGAUUGUGGAGGGAUCACUUGGUUUAGUGGUGACCACUGUAGCAUUCCCACAUGCAAGUACGUUUGUCCUUUUCUGGUUAGUUUCUGUGGGACAAUGCUUGUGAUCAUGCAGAUGCCCUGUAACCCACUCUUUUUUUCCGAGGUACUUUUAGCAUGCGUAGAUAAUUCUUACCUGAAUUAAUUACAUUGGAGAUUGUGAAGGGAUUAUUUUCUAAUUCUGUCAUUUAUUUUUCAUUUAAUAGAUGACAUCUGCAAGAACUUUCCUUGCAUCCCUCCACUUGCCUUUAAUAUAGAUUAAUUGGUUUUUAAACCUGCUAUAAUUCAUUAUCAAUAUUAUAGAUGCACAGAUUGUUUAUGUGUAGUUAGUAGGUGCCUUUUAAAGCCAGCUUCUGUGUUCAUUACACAUGACUCUUGUAGCCUUUGAAUGCUUCCUUAUUUGGGAAAGAACAUUUUUAUUUGAAUAAAAUAAAGUUACAGUAUCUUAAAAAAUUGUUUUUUGAUUGAUUUGAGAGAGAGAGAGAGAGAGAGGAAGAAAAAUAGGGAAAUCAGGAGGGGAAAAAUGGGAUCAGCCUGAAGCUAGGAGGCAGGAAUGCAAUCUAGGUCUUUAAGUGGGUGGCAGGACCCUGAAUACUUGAUCCAUCUCUGCUGCCUCCUAGAGUCUGCAUUAGCGGAAGUUGGACUCAGGAACCGGAGCUGGGCAUUGAACCUAGAUACUCUGAUAUGGGUUGCAGAAGUCUUAACUGGCAUCUUAACAGCUAGACUAAAUACUCACCUCUAUUUUAUAAAAGUAAAUAAAGGUAGUUUAGGCAUUUUACACAAUUAAUUUCCUCUAUCAUUUUAAUGGGAUAUUCUCAUUUCCUAUAGUUUUAGUGAUGAGUAUAUAGCUUUGAUAUAUUGAAGAUGAUCAGCAUUUCUGGGACCAGUUUUGGGUGUGGUUCUUGAAGCUGGUCCUUUUCUGAUUUGUGAUCCAGAAUAAAAGCUCCAGCAUACUGCCUCCUGAGACCCUCCGUGAUCCCGGAGAGACAAAUAACAUAGAAGCUUAAGAUGGAAACAGAUCUUUGGGGCAGUGCUCACGUGCACUUCUUCCUUGUCCUUCCAAUUUAUCUGCUUGUUGGAAAUACAUUUUAUUGGUGCUCAUUUUCAAUUACCUACCCCACAUUUUAGUUGGAAAAACCUCAGUAGCUUCUCUAUAUCCACUUCUCCUCCUUUUUAUAUUUCUGCCUUUCUCUAAGUAUUAACCACUGAAGUUGCCAUUGAAAACAGUUUAAAUAAAAAACUCAUACAGGUAAAGUAUCAUUACAUUUUAAGGAGUGAAGUCUUAUCAGAAAUAGAUGCGGUUAAGUAUACUGCAUUAAAUUCCUGUUUUGUAAAGUGCUGAUGUAAGUGACUUUCUUCUUUAUAUCUUUUUAUGGUAUUUGUAAAAGUUUAGUGCCAGUACAUAUACUUGUGGUGGUAUUUCUAAUUUGGUUGGAGGUUGGGAGAGUUUGGAGGUGGGGAAGGGAAGGAACUGAAAGAAUCUGACUAGCCUGACAUUUAUUCCACGGUGUGUUGUGUAUGGAAAUUCUGUUUAACCACCUGUGAAUCUAUUCAGCACAUUAUUUAGACUGCAUUUCUCUGUGGGCUCCAAGAAUGUUUUAAGAGACUCAAUACCUUGCUGAAAUCUAGAUAUGAUGUCUAAAGCAUUAUCAUAACUAGCUGUUCUCAUAUGAGUAAUCCUGUCAAAAAGGAAAUAAAGUAUUUGGCAGAAUAUAUUUUUCUCAAAACCAUGCUGGCUUCUGCUGAAUGCCUCUUUUUAUUGUCCCUCAGUUCUCCUAAACCACUUAUUAAUCCACUUUAGAGGUACACGGGUGGGACUUCAAGCCCUGUGGUUUUCUGAACUUGCCCUUCCUCCUAACCUUUGCCCAUCCCCAGACAUCAGCCCUGUUCCUGCAGCUGUGUGUUGGCUGUGCUGCUGAGACAGCAGUCUGAUCAAGAAGCCGCUGUUUGCGCCUCUUUCACAGGAAAAUUAUUCUUGUUGAUGGAUCAGGAAAAUGUCUAUAGAGUCCAUUUUGAGAAAAGCUGACUUAAACUACUUUUCUGGAAAUGCCUGUUGACUAUUUGAGUAAAGGAGAAGUCUUGGAAUUGAAUGGUAAAAUAUGUAUUUUUUUAGAUUGAGAAAAAAUAGGCUUGCAGUAAGGGGUUUCUUAGAGCUCACUUCCCUAGAGCAAGAAUGGGAGUACAGGGACAUCAGGAUCUCAGUGAAGAGACAAGCACUGGGACCCUUGCAGAGUGUUCUCUGCAGCAGAAGCACCACCAGGGUGCUUCUUAGAAAUGCAGACUCCUAGGCCCCACCCCAGCCCCGUUGAGUCAGAAUCUGAACCACUGUCUUCAGGUGGUUCACAUACAAAUCAGCUCUGAGAAGCACUGGGAAUCCUUCUCAUGAGUGUGUCCCUCUGCAGGUUAACUAGUUGAGAGAUGAGAUUCCUCACAAUUACCAAAUAGCAUAUUUAGGGCUGUCAUUUUAGAGUGGAAGCAUGUAUUGUGACCUGUUGGCUCAGUACAGCUGUUGGAUGAUGACCUUCUCCACACCGCUCCUUCCAAGAUUUAAAGAGAGCUUUCCAAAUACCAAAAAUAGUAUUUUCAGAAAGUUACUUUUGUAGUCAUUUUCUACUCAUAGGCUAGAGUACUCUUCCUUUUCUCUGCUUUACAGAUCCUUUGCAUGGUGAUACCAUGUGGUUAAAUUGUUAAAGGUGUGCUUCACCACGGAGGGAAAAUUCCAGGAAAGAAGGCUCCAGCUGUGGCUGUGCCUCUGCUGUUUGCCACCUUUUAUUCCAUGGCACUAUAGGGUUGGGGUGGAGCUGCUGAUUUUCUGCAUAACCCUGUGAGUAGUAAUCAGCUGUUAGCACCUGGCAUUAGCGCAGCAUUAGCUUCAGUAAUGCUGAUCGAAACUUGAUAGAAAUCAGGUCUUCCUGACUUUCUAGAUUUUUUUUUUUUAUCUGGGGAGGGAUGUGGAAGGAAUUUAGCGGUGGGUGGGUCAGGUGUGACUGAUGGGCUGAUUUUCUCAUGUGCUGUUGAAGAAAAUCCUUUAAGCCUAUGCCAAACUGCAGGUACAGCUUACUGGCUCUCAGGUGGGAGGGACUAUUGGGAACUCUUUUUUUUUUUUUUUUUAAGAUUUGUUUAUUUAUUUGAAAGAGUUAGAGAAAGAGAGACGUCUUCCAUCUGCUGGUUUACUCCCUAGAUAGUUGCAAUUGCCAGGUCUGGGCCAGGUUGAAGCCAGGAGUGUCAUCCAGGUCUGUCACAUGGAUGGCAGGGGCCCAGAUACCUGGGCCAUCUUCUGCUGCUUUUCCCAGGCCACCAGCAGGGAGCUGUAUUGGAAGUGGAGCAGCUGGGACAUGAACCAUUGCCAUAUAGAAUGCAGCAUCAUAGGCAGUAGCUUUACCAGUUAUUCCACAAUGCUGGCCCCAGUGGGACGCUGGUAGGUGCAAUGAGCUGGCAGAGGGGCAGCGGUAUGGUGUAUUGAAAAGGAUUUGGAAUUAGCUGGAUGUAGUUUGAAUCCAAACUCUUCUGCUUAUUAGUUUUGUGGCCUAGUAGUAGUUAUUUAACCACUGAUUUUUGAGUUCAUAAUAGUUAAAAUGGGAUUAAUUUAUACCUCCCAGGGAUGUUGUUAGGCUAAUGUAUUAAGAACCCAAUGUAGUUCCUGGUGUAGAGAAAAUGCCCAUUGAGUGGUAAGUACACAUUACUACAUAUCUUUGGUAUUUUAAAUAAUUCCUUACUAGUUUUUUUUUUUUUUUUCCAUGUCUGCCCCAGCUAAACUGAAGAAGGACUUACAUAGCUUCUGGUAGUUUUGUCUAUCAAAUAUAUUUCUGAAUAAUUUCUUUGCCAGCGUUGUAGGAAGCCAUCCUCAGAGAGGCAGACGGGAUGGCUAGCUCAGCCCGGGAGCAUCUGCUUUUUGUGCGACGGCGAAAUCCCCAGAUGCGGUACACACUGAGCCCAGAGAACCUGCAGAGCCUUGCGGCCCAGAGUUCCCUGCCAGAGAACAUGACCCUGCAGCGGGCCAACAGCGACACGGACCUGGUGACUUCGGAGAGCCGCUCCAGCUUAACUGCCAGCAUGUAUGAGUACACGCUGGGGCAAGCCCAGAACCUCAUCAUCUUCUGGGACAUUAAAGAGGAGGUGGACCCCAGUGAUUGGAUCGGACUUUAUCAUAUAGAUGAGAAUUCUCCAGCCAACUUCUGGGAUUCUAAAAACAGGGGUGUGACAGGAACACAGAAAGGGCAAAUUGUGUGGAGAAUUGAGCCUGGGCCCUAUUUCAUGGAACCGGAGAUAAAAAUCUGUUUCAAAUACUACCACGGCAUUAGUGGAGCCCUGCGGGCCACGACCCCCUGCAUCACUGUGAAGAACCCAGCUGUGAUGAUGGGGGCAGAAGGCAUGGAAGGAAGUGCUUCAGGAAACCUGCAUUCUCGGAAGCUUGUGAGCUUUACGCUGUCAGACCUUAGGGCAGUUGGUCUAAAGAAAGGGAUGUUCUUCAAUCCUGACCCUUAUCUUAAGAUGUCCAUUCAGCCAGGAAAGAAAAGCAGUUUCCCCACCUGUGCCCACCAUGGGCAGGAGAGAAGGUCUACUAUCAUCAGUAACACCACCAAUCCCAUUUGGCACCGAGAGAAAUAUUCAUUUUUUGCACUGCUUACUGAUGUCUUAGAAAUUGAAAUUAAAGACAAAUUUGCCAAGAGCCGUCCCAUCAUCAAGCGUUUCCUGGGGAAACUAACCAUUCCCGUGCAGAGGCUGCUGGAGCGACAAGCCAUCGGAGAUCAAAUGCUCAGCUACAACCUUGGCAGGAGGCUUCCAGCUGACCACGUGAGUGGGUACCUCCAGUUUAAAGUAGAGGUUACGUCUUCUGUUCAUGAAGAUGCUUCUCCAGAAGCCGUUGGCACAAUACUGGGAGUCAAUACUGUAAACGGAGACCUGGGGAGCCCUUCAGAUGACGAGGACAUGCCCGGGAGCCCGAUUUGUGCUAAUGGGCCGGUUUCCGAGGAAAGUGCUGCCGACGGGACCCCCAAGCAUUCUUUCAGGACUAGCUCCACUCUGGAAAUAGACACAGAGGAACUCACCUCCACUUCCUCCCGGACCUCACCUCCCCGUGGACGCCAGGAUUCACUCAAUGAUUACUUAGAUGCUCUGGAGCACAAUGGCCCUUCCAGGUCCGGGGCGGCCGCUUGCUCCGAGAGGCCCAUGGGAGCCUCUCCCAAACUAAGGAGUAGUUUUCCCACCGACACGAGACUCAAUGCAAUGCUUCACAUCGAUUCAGAUGAAGAGGACCACGAGUUCCAGCAGGACCUGGGUUACCCAUCGUCCUUGGAGGAGGAAGGGGGGCUGAUUAUGUUCAGCAGGGCAUCGAGAGCAGAUGACGGGAGCCUGGCAUCCCAGACAAAGCCAGAGGACACCCCGGUUGAGAAUGGGGAAGCCUCUGUGCAGGACGCUUCUUCUUUGGAGGAGAAGCCAGAAAAUCCUCCAGAGCUUGCAGACAGCACCUCGGCCCCAGGCCCUGCCCCAGAGGAAAGUGAAACUGGCCCAGAGCCUCUACCCGGUGCUGACCAUGGCAGCUCCGAACUGUGUGGCUCUCAGGAGGUAGACCAGCCCACAAGUGGGGCAGACACAGGGACUUCUGACACAUCCGGGGGUAGCCGAAGAGCCAUCAGUGAGACUGAGUCCCUCGACCAGGGCUCUGAGCCUUCCCAGGUGUCCUCUGAAACAGAACCCAGUGACCCUGCCCGGACAGAGAGUGUGAGCGAAGCCAGCACCAGGCCCGAGGGCGAGAGUGACCUGGAAGGCGCGGACAGCUCCUGCAAUGAGAGCGUGACCACACAGCUGUCCUCGGUGGAGACACGGUGCUCCUCUCAGGAGAGCGCACGGUAUCCUGAAACUCCGGCUUUUUCUUCUCAGGAGGAGGAAGACGGAGCCUGUGCCGUGGAGCCCACCAGCAGCGGCCCUGCCGAAGGGUCGCAGGAUUCCAUAUGCACACCUGUUCCUUUACCUGUGGUUCAGGUGCCUGGUGGGGAAGAGGAAGGACCAGGGGCAGAAUCUGCCACGUCACCUGCCCAGGAGGAGCUGGGGGAGGUCUGGCAGCGGAGGGAGAGCCUGGAAGGAGCCGCUGCAGGUGCUGAGAGCCAACCGCAAGGAGAGGACGAUGCUGGGGAUGCCCACAGCACUUGCGAAGGGGCCACUGCCCAGGAGGAGGGUGCUACUGGAGGUUCUCAAGCCAACGGCCACCAGCCCUUGCGGUCACUACCUUCAGUGCGCCAGGAUGUUAGCCGGUACCAGAGGGUGGAUGAGGCUCUCCCACCAAACUGGGAGGCUCGCAUCGACAGCCAUGGCAGGAUCUUCUAUGUGGAUCAUGUCAACAGGACCACGACGUGGCAGCGGCCCACGGCUCCCCCGGCCCCACAGGUGCUGCAGAGAUCCAACUCCAUCCAGCAAAUGGAGCAGCUGAACCGGCGCUAUCAGAGUAUCCGCAGAACCAUGACUAACGAGAGGCCUGAGGAAAAUACCAACGCUAUCGAUGGGGCAGGGGAGGAGGCAGACUUUCACCAAGCCAGUGCAGAUUUCCGACGGGAGAACGUCUUGCCCCACUCUACCUCGAGAUCCAGGCUCACGUUACUGUUACAGUCUCCCCCUGUGAAGUUCCUCAUCAGCCCAGAGUUCUUCACCGUGCUGCAUUCUAACCCUAGUGCCUACCGCAUGUUUACAAACAACACGUGUUUGAAGCACAUGAUCACCAAAGUCCGGCGGGACACCCACCACUUUGAACGCUACCAGCAUAACCGGGACCUUGUAGGAUUCCUCAACAUGUUUGCGAACAAACAGCUGGAGCUGCCAAGGGGCUGGGAAAUGAAACAUGAUCAUCAGGGCAAGGCAUUUUUUGUCGACCACAACUCCCGUACUACCACUUUCAUUGACCCUCGGCUCCCACUUCAGAGCAGCAGACCCACGAGUGCGCUGGUUCAUCGGCAACACCUGACAAGGCAACGCAGUCACAGUGCCGGUGAGGUAGGAGAAGAUUCUCGACAUGCAGGACCACCAGUUCUUCCCAGGCCAUCCAGUACAUUCAAUACAGUCAGCAGGCCACAGUACCAGGACAUGGUUCCAGUGGCUUAUAAUGACAAGAUUGUUGCAUUUCUCCGUCAACCCAAUAUCUUUGAAAUUCUACAGGAGCGUCAACCUGAUCUCACUAGGAAUCACUCACUCAGGGAGAAGAUCCAGUUUAUCCGAACUGAAGGGACCCCAGGGUUGGUGCGUCUCUCAAGUGAUGCAGACCUUGUCAUGUUGCUCAGUUUAUUUGAAGAAGAGAUAAUGUCGUAUGUGCCUCCACACGCCUUACUCCACCCCAGCUACUGUCAGUCUCCCCGCGGCUCCCCAGUGUCAUCUCCCCAGAACUCACCAGGUACUCAGCGUGCCAACGCCCGUGCUCCAGCCCCUUACAAACGAGAUUUUGAAGCCAAACUGAGGAACUUUUACAGAAAGUUAGAGACAAAAGGAUAUGGACAAGGCCCAGGGAAAUUAAAAUUAAUAAUCCGCAGAGAUCAUCUAUUAGAAGAUGCUUUCAAUCAGAUUAUGGGCUACUCCAGAAAAGACCUGCAGAGAAAUAAGCUGUAUGUUACCUUUGUCGGGGAGGAAGGGCUAGAUUACAGUGGACCUUCCAGGGAAUUUUUCUUCCUGGUAUCCAGAGAACUCUUUAACCCAUAUUAUGGCUUAUUUGAAUAUUCAGCAAAUGACACAUACACAGUACAAAUAAGUCCCAUGUCUGCUUUUGUAGACAAUCACCAUGAAUGGUUCCGGUUCAGUGGUAGGAUCCUUGGUCUUGCACUAAUACACCAGUAUUUGUUGGAUGCCUUCUUCACACGGCCCUUUUAUAAGGCUCUUCUCAGAAUUCUGUGUGACCUGAGUGAUCUGGAAUACCUUGAUGAAGAGUUCCAUCAGAGCCUGCAGUGGAUGAAAGACAAUGACAUCCAUGACAUCCUGGACCUCACGUUCACUGUGAAUGAAGAAGUUUUUGGGCAGAUUACUGAACGAGAAUUAAAGCCAGGGGGUGCCAAUAUCCCAGUGACAGAGAAGAACAAGAAGGAAUACAUCGAGAGGAUGGUGAAGUGGAGGAUUGAAAGGGGUGUUGUACAACAAACAGAGAGCCUAGUGCGUGGCUUCUAUGAGGUGGUGGAUGCCAGACUGGUGUCUGUUUUUGAUGCGAGAGAACUAGAAUUGGUCAUCGCAGGCACAGCUGAAAUAGACCUAAGUGACUGGAGAAACAACACGGAAUAUAGAGGAGGAUAUCAUGACAAUCAUAUUGUAAUUCGGUGGUUCUGGGCUGCAGUGGAAAGAUUCAACAAUGAACAACGACUAAGGUUGUUACAGUUUGUUACCGGUACAUCCAGCAUUCCCUAUGAAGGAUUUGCUUCUCUCCGAGGGAGCAAUGGCCCUAGAAGAUUCUGUGUGGAGAAAUGGGGGAAAAUUACUGCUCUUCCCAGGGCUCAUACUUGUUUUAACCGUCUGGAUCUGCCCCCAUAUCCAUCCUUUUCCAUGCUUUAUGAAAAACUCUUGACAGCAGUUGAAGAGACCAGUACCUUUGGACUUGAGUGACCUGGAAGCACAAUGCCCAGCUCUUUAUGUAAUUUCAGCAAUUUUGGGAACUGCCCUCUAGAAGAAUUACUGAACAUUGGUUUCAAGAGUGCGCUUCAAUUGGAGUGAAGCUGAGUGCUGUUAUAUUGCAGGAACAUGCGCCCUAUCACAUUUGAGGACUGGUGAUGAGUCUUCUUGCUAGGAUUUGGGUGAGCUUGAUGCCCAGGGAACAGCCCAACAGUCUUUCAAUCAACAGUUCUUGACUGCCAAACUUUUUCCAUUUGUUAUGUUCCAAGACACAGAUGAACCUGUACAUGAUCAGCUAGUUCCAUGGUAAUUUUUAGGGACUCAGGAGAAUCUUGAAACUUACCCUUGAACAUGCUUCAAGCCAAACUGGCAGCACUUGGCCCACUCUCCAAAUUAGUGCAAGUUAUAUAAUAUAAUAAAAACAGCUAUAUUUCAUGAAAGUACAUUCAGUUAAGCCCUAAGUUAUAAACAGAAUAUUCUUUUCUUGCUUAUGAGUGCCUGCAUGGUGUGCACCAUAGGUUUCAGCUUUCAUGGGACACGAGUGAAAAUGAAACCAUCAUUAUGAGGUAACUUAAAAGAUUUGCAAUAAGGUGGUCUGUGACAAUGUAUAUGCAAGUGGUAUAUGUGUAAUUAUGAGUGAAGACAAACUUAUUCAAUGAAUUACUAAUGACAGAUUUUAUGCUUUAUAAUGCAUGAAAAAAUUAAAUAUAACUAGCAAUUAAUCACAGCAUAUCAGGAAAAAGUACACGGUGAGUUCAUUUUUUAAUAGGUUCAUUAUAUUUAUGUUCUUUAAGAUGUAUAUAAGAACCUACCUAUUAUACUGUAUGUAUAACCUGUUUCAUUUCCAUGUUCCACGCUUACUCGGGCAUCAUACUAGUGUGUAUUCUUUUAAGCACUCUCAAGGGAACAAAAGGGCCUUUUAUUUUUAUAAAGGUUAAAAAACUCCCCGAAAUAUUUUGCACUGAAUGUACCAAAGUUGAGGGAUAUUACAAUGUGAGUAACAGCAACUCCAUCACUUGACAAGUAUAAUAGAAAAUAGCUUCUAAAUCAAACUUUCUUCACAGUGCCAUGUCUACCACUACAAGGACUGUGCAUCUAAGUAAUAAUUUUUUAAGACUCACUAUAUGUGAUAGUAUGAUAUGCAUUUAUUUAAAAUGCAUUAGACUCUCUUCCAUCCAUCAGAUACUUUACCGGAUGGCAUUUAAUACUGAUAUUUCGUAUUUUCCCCACUGCUUUUUAUUUGUACAGCAUCAUUAAACACUGAGCUCAGUUAGGGAGCCAUCAGCAACACUGAGGAGAUCAGUUCUCUUUAGUAAUAAGAAUCCCAUUUUCUCUCAUCAGUGAAGACAUCACGAAUUGAAACUCUUAGCACUAUAUUUCUAAGCCUGCAUUUUCACUGAUGCAUAGUUUUCUUAUCAAUAUCAGGAAACAGUUUUUCUAUGGAAUCUUUAAAACUGCAUGACAUCAGUAACCUUAUUUCUGCUUAAUUUUAUGACAGGGUAUAUCCUGUUUUAAUUGCUUUUGGGAUUACCCCACCUCAUUGUUUAUUUCUUAACAUAUGGCCAUAACUAAUCAGACGCACAAUACAGUGAAGUUAAAUUGAGGGUAAUAGGAUCAUUGGAUUGACAUUCGGUUUUCCAGCCUAUGGGUUUACAGGCAUUGCUUACACAUUUCUUUAAGAAUUAUGUUUCUAAGUAGCCAUGGAAUUCCCAUUAUGGGAUGUUGGCAAUCUUAUAUUUUAUAGGGGUCAUAUGCAUAGUUUGCUUAGGUGUUUUGUAGGAACUGAUUGCUCUCCUGUGGGCUAAAUUAUGUUUAUUAUUGGGACCUUCAAGAAGAAUGUCACUCAUGUUGCAUUCCUGCAUUAGAGGCAGAUAUUUCAGUGUAGGGGAAUGUUCUGAAGAAGAAAAAAAAGGUUACAGAUAUCUGGAAAUAAAAAGGGGAAGAUUUAUUGGUAUACCAUAAUUGGGGGAAGACAAAAAAAUUUUAACUGGAAAUGUUAGUUUGUACUUAUUGAUCAUGAAUAUAAGUAUAAUUUAAUUUUAAAAACUUUUUACUUGUUUGUAUUUUUUCAUUAUGAAGACAAAUACUAUAACACACUGACAUACUUUUUUUAAAAAUCAUGUUUCUGAUGGCAUGUUUGAUGUUUCAGAGCUGGUGUUCUCUAAGCAACCGAUGUAGAUAAUUGCAUUUAUUUCAAAAAUACAUUGGUAGACUGUGUUACCUUUCAUUUGGAUUUGAGACACUUUGUUACCAUAUGCCAUAUUGCUAGGUAAAAGAGGUUUGAAAUAAAAUGUAUCUCAAUAAUUUCUAACAAAUAUAUUUCUUUGUUAAGGCAACCAACUUAUUCCCAAAUAACUGUUCUCUUUAAUGUAUGCAGACAUUCUUAAUUAGUAUAAUCCUCUAGUUGAUAUUAUUCUCUAAAUUGGGAAUUAUCAAAGAUGUGCUUAGCAUAUCAGAACACCAUGAUAACUUAUCUAUUAUUAUUCAUUAGUAAAAUAAAAGGCAACCAAUAACCAUAUAAAAUAUUAAAUAACAUUUCCACAGACAAAAUUAGACCUUAAUAUAUUCUAUAAUUAAAAAUACCCAUAAAUAUUUUUAUGGACUAUGAACCCAGAUAACUGGGCUUAUUUGCUUUAAGAAAAUCACAAGUGCUGAUCCUUCCACCAUAGACAGUCACAAUAUUAUUCACAUAUGCAGAACAUCUCCUGAAUAAGAGAACAGGCACACCACUGGCAUUUACUCUGUGCAGUCACUGUGUCUGAAAACAGAACUACAAGAUUCUCAGCCUGCCCUCGAGAAGCUCACAAUUGACUAGAGAAGACACCAAAGUUCCAAAAAAGCAGUGUAAGCAAAACUUUGUAAGUUUUACAUUGAAAAAGUGAGGAGAACACAGCUUAUUCCAUGUAGGAGAUUCAACGAUGGCUUCAUCUGUGGGAGAUAGAGUGGCAAAAAGUAAAUCACAUAAAUGUAAUUUCUGUUGAUAACUCAUGGCAUGUGAUAGUGUGCCAAUACUUGUCAAAUGGUGAAACUUAGGGUGCAUUCACACAAGAGGGUUUAAAAUGUGUACAUAGGAGCUGAAAAGUGAAGGAGCUACUCAACACAAGCAUCUUCAAAUGAUCAAAGCAAUGGCAAAAAACAAAUCUGAUCAUUUCCCUCUGUUUCCUUCAUCUAAAUCACAAUGUACCUUUGGUUUUCAAUGUGAAAUAUCCCAGUUGCUGACUCAAAACAACUUCUGGGGUUAAAAUAUUUCUCUUGUACACAAAAUAAAUUGAUUUUGGUCAGAGGAAUGUAGUCACAAUUUUUAUCAUUUAGUAGAAAUUCUGUAAUCAAAGGAAAAUCUGUUUCUCUUGCAUAACAAUUAGAUAUGAUAAAAAUGCAUUCCAAAAAAAUAACAGCACUUGUAUCAUCUGUUUGCAUAGUACUUGGAGUUUCAGAGUGCUUUCAGGUACAUUGACUAUUGAUUCUCACUUUGUAUGAUAGAAGUAUCAAGUCCCAUCUGGGUUGAGGCUAAUUUUCAAGAAUAGCUGGCAGGAUGUUUUAGGACUUUGUAGACAAUUCUGUUUAGUCUCGAGAAAUGUGAGGACUGGUGUUUGUACCAGUAUACUCCAUUUUCAGUGCAAAAUGCCUUGUCUAUCCAAACUCAUUUUCCUAAACAAACGCACUUAAAUUGUAACACCAUCUGAACAGCCUAUGAAGAAAUUAGUACAUUCAUGGAAAAAACUCCCCAAAAACUUAAUGUUUGCUCUUUAUAGUUUGUCAUGAGAAAUUAAAAACAGGAGGCAAAAUUUGGUUGCUUUUGGUAGAUUUAUAUAUAGUAUGGUAGUUCCAUUUUCCCAAAUAUAAUUUGCAAACAAAAUAAUAGGAAAACAGCACUAAUAAGAAGCCUUAUUUUAUU